Messenger RNA from Penicillium manginii, 1212 nucleotides. Its product is annotated as FAD/FMN-containing protein. The record is from RefSeq and is a predicted model, not a curated record. The coding region runs from base 1 to 1212 and encodes 403 amino acids. The transcript has 8 exons. Lineage: Eukaryota; Fungi; Ascomycota; Eurotiomycetes; Eurotiales; Aspergillaceae. Gene Ontology annotation, molecular function: flavin adenine dinucleotide binding; oxidoreductase activity.
AUGGGCGAAACUGGGAAGUGUUUCAUUGAUACGCCCGUCGGAGCCCCCUGUGAUCAAGGAAUUGUGCCAUACUAUUCGGUUCGUGUCCAAAGUAUAGAGGAAAUCCAAGCCUCGGUAAGCUUUGCAAAUGAGAAAGAUUUGUAUUUAGUGACAAAGAAUACGGGACAUGAUCAUCUUGGCCGUUCUAGUGGGAAAGGGGCAUUUUCAAUCUGGACACAUAAUCUGAAGGGUAUCGAAUGGCACGACUCCUUUGUCCCUUGGGGGGCACCUAUCGAUACCAGCGGAGUGCCAGCUGUGACACUACAAGCUGGAGAGCAAUGGUUCGAUCUUCUGGAGAUGAGCAUCGUUUCUGCGGACGGAGAGCAUCGUGUGAUCACUCCCUAUUCUGAUCCAGAAUUUUUCUGGGCCGUUCGAGGGGGUGGCGGUAGUGCCUGGGGUGUUGUGACAUCAGUCACCUACAAAACCCAUCCGGUUCCCCAAAACCUCCUAGUAGGCUUUGUGCAACUGAAUACAUCGGAUAAUUCUAGCUUGAAAAAGUUGCUUGCAGAAUCUAUGAAGCUUCUUCCUAAAGUGACAGAUGCUGGAUAUACGGGAUAUGGAAACAUGGACCAGAGUUUUCAAGCGAUAUUCCUCAAGCCAAAUGGGAGUUUGGGGUCUUUCAAUCACACAUUUGCCGGGUUCUUCAAUAUGUCAGAAUAUCCCGGUAUACGAGGUGCAGUUGGGGCCUAUCUGUCGACGUGGAAUGGAUAUUUGCAAACGUUCCUACAGGAUCCUAACAUUGGCACCAAUGUCCAAGAUACCUCACGACUAUUGACUGCAGACGUCAUUGACCAAAAAGCAAAAGAUUUAGCAAAUCUUAUUGUCGAUAACGGUGGGAAAGGAGGAUUCAAUUUUAUUGGUAAGGUCAACAACGACGAACGUGACAACACGGCAGUCAACAAAGUUUGGAAGCACAGUCACGCCCUGAUGAGCAUAUCCAUUGAUUGGGCUGAUAAUGCAACGGAAUAUGAGAAGCAUGAAAAGCGACUACGCGCCGUAAUGAUUAGCAAGAAUCUGACGGGACUUGUCGGCCCUGAAGGAGGAACUUACAUCAAUGAAGCUAAUCCCUACGAACCCGACUGGCAGACGGUAUUCUGGGGAGACAAAUACGAGAGAUUAUCUGAGAUCAAGCGGCGGAUCGAUCCCACGAAUCUUUUUGUGUGUAACAGAUGA